AUGGAUGAUCAUAGUGUGGAUGGUGAUCAAGGUGAUAAUUAUGUUUCUAAGGAUGGUUCAAAGCAGUCUCUUACUGAUGAUGAUAUUGAUCCCUUGUCCUUGCCAUAUUGUGCACAGGCAAUUAAGAUGGACAAGUAUGAAUUGGUUACUUGGCUGGAUGAUUAUGCUUCUUUCCCAGCAAAAAUUUCUGUUAGGAGUAGGCUUACAUUGUUAGCUAAAUUUAGAAAAUUGUUGAGAGAUCAAAAAUCGAGGAAAAUGUUCAAGCAUUCAUGUUUUGGUCAGUUUAGAAAAUUGACACAACACUUCAUUAAUUUUAAUGGACGGAUGAUCCACUAUCUGCUCCUUCGUCAUGUGGAUGAGAAAAAGAAGCGUGAGAUGUGGUUCCUCGUCAAUGACAAGCUUGUAUGUUUUGGCCAGAAUGAGUUUGCUUUGAUAACUGGUUUAGAUUAUGGAUCCUAUCCCAGCCAAUCUAGAAAGGACAAGGUACUUAAGAAAGGGGCAGGAUUCUGCUCAAAGGUUACUCGCAACAAGAAGAUUUCACCAAGAAAGCUAUUGUCUUUGGUAAGAGCUUCUAGGCUAAACAAAGAAGAAAUGCUUAAAUGUUGUCUUGUAUGGUUCCUGCAUGUAAUCUUGCUUGCCAAAUAUAUAACCAAGGGUGUGGAACAUGAUAUGAUUAAAAUGGCUGACGACUUGGAAUUCUUCGAGAGAUAUCCUUGGGGAAAGGAAUCCUUUGAACUCACCUUGAAAUACUUGAAGCACAAGGUAGACAUCCCCAGGCACCAACAAACCCACGCUGAUAAGAGGACCGCAUCAUAUGCUCUCUACGGAUUUCCAUGGGAAUUCAUGGUCUGGAUAUAUGACGUUUUCCCCGUACUUGGAAGGAAUGCUGGCAAAUCAAAUGAGGUUCAUUUGCCUAUUCCUAGGAUGCUUAGAUGGCACGCUAUAAAAAUGGAGCGAUUUACUGAAGGUGAUCCAUUUAGGAUUGCAACGAAAGCUUCAGAGGCUCCUAGUAGGUCAGGAAAGGAGCCCAAGGAGGUUUUUGAUGUGAAGGAUAGUCAGUCGGAAGAUUUUGGUGAUAAUUCAGUCCCAAAAGGUGAUGGGGGACGUUUUGGAGUUGGGACGUCUAAGGAUCGUGCGGCACCAAGGGGGCUAUCAAUGCAGGUGGAGCAGGAGGGAUCGCAACAACGUGUGGAGAAGAUGGAGGAAUCUUUGAAGGUUCUUGUCGCCUAUGUGGAGGAGGAAAGAUUCAGACGGAGCCAGAAAGAGAAGAAGAAGAAGAAGAAGAAGAAGAAGCUGGAGACUCUCAAAGAGAAAGUGCAAGCACCUAUGGUUCAGCCAACUGCUGAGGUCCCUAGAUCAAUUGUUGAGGUUAAGAAGGUUGAGGUCUCUAGACCAGCUACUGAGGUUAAGGAGAUUGAUGUCCCUAGACCAGCUGCUGAUGUUGAGAAGGUUGAGCUCCCUACACUAGCUGUUGAUGUUGAGAAGGUUGAGUUCCCUAGACCAGCUGCUGAGGUUAAGGAGAUUGAUGUCCCUAGACCAGCUGCUGAUGUUGAAAAGGUUGAGCUCCCUAGACCAACUGCUGAUGUUGAGAAGGUUGAGCUCCCUAGACCAGCUGUUGAUGUUGAGAAGGCCGCACAUGUCCCUGUGCGAGUUGCUCAAGUUGAGAAGGCAACAGAUGUCACUGUGCCAACUGCUGAAGUUGUGAAGGAAAAAGAUGUCCCUGCUCAAGUUAAUGAGAAAGAAGCUAGUGAGACGAGUCAAACUGAUCUUCAGUUUGACCCUGAAAAAGUUGUGUCGGGCGUUGUUGGCCAGAUUAAUAGUUCUUUGGAUAAUUAA
Molecule: messenger RNA, 1836 nt
Organism: Lycium barbarum (goji berry)
Lineage: Eukaryota; Viridiplantae; Streptophyta; Magnoliopsida; Solanales; Solanaceae
Exons: 4
Coding region: 1-1836 (611 amino acids)
Source: RefSeq, a predicted model, not a curated record